AUGAGCAGUAAUAAGGGCAAUGGGCGCUUGCCAUCGUUAAAAGAUUCUUCACCUAAUGGAGGAUCUGCGAAGCCUUCGUUGAAGUUUAAGCCAAAAGCUGUUGCGAGAAAAUCUAAGGAAGAGAGAGAAGCAGCUGCAUCCAAGGUGAAGCUGGAGGAGGACUCCAAAAGAGGCAAUGACAUGAAAAACUUCAAUAACAAUAAGAAUAAAAGAGUAAACGGCACUAGUGGGCAACAAAGACGAAUGCCCAAGUACUUGAACAAUACGCAUGUUAUUUCCAGUGGUCCCUUGGCUGCCGGCAACUUUGUUAGUGAGAGAGGUGAUCUCAGGAGGGGUUUCAUCAAGUCAGAAGGCAGCGGAUCAUCUCUAGUGCAAAGAGGCUUACAAACCAUUGACAAUGGCGCUGAAAGCUCUGAUGAUGAGGCAGAAAAGGACGGUAAUGAGGGCGUAGCGUCCAAGUCUAAGAAGAAAUUUAAUAUGGGAAGAGAGUUUGACGCUAACAAUCUCAUAGAAGACGAGGACGAGGGCGAAAAUGGAAAAAGCAGUGACGUAGAUAUGAAUGAUGAGGCAUGGGGAUCCAAACAAAUUGAACAAUUAUUCCCCGUAAGGCCCGUUCGUGUAAGACACGAGGACGUUGAAAAUGUCAAAAGAGAAAUACAAGAAGCUCUUUCCGAGAAGCCAACUCGCGAACCUACGCCUAGUGUGAAGACGGAACCUGCUGAAACUGAAUUACAAUCGUAUUUAGAAGAGAGAGAGAGGCAGACCAAAGAGAAACUCGGAGAUCUUGCAUUACAAAAGGAGUUUCAGUCUGUUGAUGAGAAGGAGGUCGCUGCUGAAUUAGAGCUAUUAAAGGCGGAUCAUCAACACAUACUAAGGAAGUUAAAGAAUAUGAAUAAUAAGCCUGAAAGGUUCAUGGUCUUCCAAUUGCCCGCCAGACUGCCAUCUUUUGAAAAACCAGCCGUGAAGGAGGAGGAAGGCGAAGUAGAAACGCAAACCAGCGACUCUGCGAAGAAGAAAAAGACCACCAAGAAAAAGAACACCAAAGAUGUCAUACCCAUCGAAGAGCUGGCUGGUAAUGUUGGCUCCAUAAGAGUUCAUAAAUCGGGCAAGCUCUCUGUGAAAAUUGGGAAUGUGGUCAUGGAUAUCGGCAAAGGUGCCGAAACCACAUUCUUACAAGACGUCAUAGCAUUGAGUAUCGCUGACGAUGCAUCGUCAGCUGAACUUUUGGGCCGUGUGGAAGGUAAAAUAGUAGUCACACCAAAAAUCUAA
Molecule: messenger RNA, 1269 nt
Organism: Saccharomyces kudriavzevii IFO 1802
Lineage: Eukaryota; Fungi; Ascomycota; Saccharomycetes; Saccharomycetales; Saccharomycetaceae
Gene: RPC53
Product: DNA-directed RNA polymerase III subunit C53
Exons: 1
Coding region: 1-1269 (422 amino acids)
Biological process (GO): transcription by RNA polymerase III
Cellular component (GO): RNA polymerase III complex
Molecular function (GO): DNA binding
Source: RefSeq, a predicted model, not a curated record